This is a messenger RNA of Microthlaspi erraticum, 552 nucleotides long. Lineage: Eukaryota; Viridiplantae; Streptophyta; Magnoliopsida; Brassicales; Brassicaceae. The record is from the annotation of a GenBank genome assembly.
AUGGAUAUAUAUCCAUGCGUGCGAUUUGCUCCAACCGAUGAGGAGGUGAUCACCUUUUUACAGCUAAGGGUCCAGGGCAUUCAAGUUUACAACUGUCUCAUUAUGGACCAGCCAUUGUAUCAAUUCCAUCCUGUUCACCUCCCGCAUUUUAACACAUAUUUCAUGAGACCAGGAGAGUUUUGGUACUUCGUCACAAGGCCGACAAGGGGACCCCUCAACCGAAUAGUGAAUCGUAAUGUUGGAAACCAUAAAUGGGUGAAAAGUGGUCGCAAAACUCUCAUACGUGAGGGAAAUAUUGUCAUUGGUCAUAAACAGAAGCUUGCUUUCAGAGACAACAAUGGCGUAUCUACCGGAUGGCAGCAAUUUGAGUUUACCCUAGAAUCUGAACAAUUCCAACCUCAAGUGGUCAGCCAUCUUAUUUAUCGGUUAGAAGAUGAUGACACUAUAGCAGCUGUGGACAAUCUGAUAGAUUUACCGCUGGAAGAAGCAGCCGAUGAUAAUCUUCACUUUCAACAAAUUCUCAAUGGAUAUCAGCAAGUGCUUGGGAUGUAA